This is a messenger RNA of Cotesia congregata, 962 nucleotides long. Lineage: Eukaryota; Metazoa; Arthropoda; Insecta; Hymenoptera; Braconidae. The record is from the annotation of a GenBank genome assembly.
AGCCAAUUACUUAAAAACUUUUUUAAAACAUUGUCUCUACUCUUGUGUAGUAAAUACUUGAAUCAUAAAAAGUAGCUUUUAAAUUUUCGAUAAAAGAUGAUGAUGAUGAUGAAAAUGAAGCAUCUGAAGCUGGAAAAAAUAAAAAUAAAAAACGCUCCGCUGAGGACAAAGGAGUUAAAGGUUCUAAGGUUAAAAAAAUAAAAGUUGAAUCUAAGGAUGACAGUGAAGAUGAUACAGACCAAGAAAAUAAUGAAGAUGCUGAUGAUGAUCAAGAUGACACGAAUAAAAAUCAAGAUAAACAUGAUAGUUCUCUUAAGAAAUCUAUUACAAAAUCGAAUAAAAUUAAUAAGAAAAAGAUGACUCUUGAGAAAACCGAUGAUGGUAAAGAUAAUAAUAAUGAUCGCGAUGACAUUGAAGAUAAGAGACGUAAAGACGCAAAUAAAGUUAAGCGUAAACGUAUAGUUGAUCCGUUCUUCAUAUCGGACGAUAAUGAUCCAGUGUAUUUAGAUAUUCCUGUUGAAAAUAAUGAAGAUAAAAAAGGACAAGCAGGUGACAGGGGAAAAAUGGGUAGGAAUGAACGCAAUGAUUUUGGAAAGGAAAGAAGAAAUAAUCGUAAUGAUUUUGGUAGAGAAAGAAGAAAUGAUAAAUUUAAUAAUAAUAGUGGAAAUAAAUUUAAUAGGGAUAAUAAAUUUGGUAAGGACAGUAAAUUUGGCAGGGACAGAAACAAAUUCAAUAAUGAUAAAAGUAAGUUUGGUGAUAAUAAAUUUAAUAAAGGAAAGAUUAAUGAAUCGAGGUACGGUAAUAAAUCAAACGAUUUUAAGAAAGAAAGAAAUAGUUUUAAAGAAGAUAAAAAUGAAAAUAUCGCAGAGUUGCAUCCGUCAUGGGCAGCCAGGAAAAAACAACAGGAUGCUCUGAAACAAGGGUUCCAAGGAAAGAAAAUAGUAUUUAAUGAUGAUGAUUAA